This is a messenger RNA of Aspergillus pseudonomiae, 3908 nucleotides long. RefSeq lists its product as uncharacterized. The record is from RefSeq and is a predicted model, not a curated record. The coding region runs from base 343 to 3531 and encodes 1062 amino acids. Lineage: Eukaryota; Fungi; Ascomycota; Eurotiomycetes; Eurotiales; Aspergillaceae. The transcript has 3 exons.
CUGCUGCUUUUAUUUUAUUUUCUUCUUUUUUUGUUGCCUUCCUGGCAGCCCCCUUCGCGAACCUUGUGUCGUUCUUUACUCUCCCCUCUUCCGUUCACCGCAGUUUUGUUGUUCUUUGGCUUUGUGGGAUGAUCUGCAGAUUUCUACCCAUCCAUGAGACGCAGUCACGGCAUCCCACCAGCGAAGGUACCAAGGGCUAAUUAGAUGAGACGACUAUCGGAAUAACGUACCGACAUUCUCUCCUAAUAGCCUCUUAGUGAAUACAAAGUAUACAAAGUAUACAGUUAUUCAUGAAGUCCGCAGGUCAAUUCUCCGUCUGCUCAAUCCACUUUGCAAAGAGUCAUGGCGGAGUCUGAUAUCGAACGCCCGCAGCGUCGGUCAUCGUCACGGACGUCCUCUUCUUCCCGUCACAGCCAAAAGCCUAGACCCGUCCGUACGAGAUCUCAGAAACGACAGUCAGCUGCAUCUUCCAAUGCUACCACCACCGACCUUACGUCGUUUCCCUCCCUUUCUCCGGACCGUUCAGUGGAAGGAUUUUCCGGCAAGCCUGCGUUAAACCGCGCCCUUACGAACGCGUUGUUGGACGACCACGAGAGCAUCAAUAGUAGUAGCUCGGGUGAGAUGACUGGUCGUGAUCGAAGAGCGACCCUAGCGAAGUUGACGAGCGGAAUGCCGCGAACGUCUGGCCGUGCGGCUUUGUUUGACGAUGGUGUUCCGGUCCAUGAUUUCCCUGGUGCGCUACAUUUGGCGGACGAUGCACAUAUUGAGCGGUUGAUUGCUGGUACAGGGGCUGUGAAGUUGGUCCGGCAGUUUGCGCGCGAUCUGGCUCAGCGGGAUGCUGAGAUCUCAUCACUGAGACAGCGGGCUGACGCGAGGGAGAGAGAAUUGAAGAGGAUGCUGAGGGAGGUUUCUGUCUCCAACCAGGAUAUUGAGCGACGGCUUUAUGCAUUGGAAAAUUCGCCUCGGAAGGUUGAGAAAGAACAUGAUGAUAACGGCUCUCGCCAAGAGGAGUCGUUAGAAGCCACUGCGGCGCAAGCUACCGUUCGAGGCUUGCAACGCCUAGAGAGCGACGCCAAAUCGGGCACCUCUAGCGUCGAAUCGGGAUCAGGAACUACACGGAAGAGACAAAGCUCUCUGCGGAAUUGGCAGGAUUACCUUUUCGGCAGCAAUACAGGCAUUGAUGAAGAAGAUACUCGGCGUCACCCGAAUAACAUGGCCCGCCGGAAAGCGCUUGACGAACAACUUUUCAAUCCUCCGGAUGAGCAGGCGAUCUCUACGGGUGAGCUUAUCGGGAAACACGUGGCGGGGGUCUCGGUCAACGGGGAUGAUGCCAGUAUCCAUUCACGCAAGUCGUCAAAAUCUGUAUCGUCUUGGACAGUCAAGUUGUUUGCCGGAAAAGCCCAAGCAGGCAAGGAAGAGAACAACGUGGACGCACCGCGCGGCCGAGCUCUGUCAAACAAUCACGGGAGUAUCAGAGGAGAUCCUCCGUCCCUCCAAGCAAAUUCCAAAGGAGGAAUGUCGGCGGUGGCUGCCUUGAAAAGGAUCAACAGUAACACGAGCAUGCACGGGGCGCCAGGAAAAUCGCCAAGUGGCCUGGGUGCGAUAAACCGAUCAAAUCAGAUAGGGCGUAGGCAUGCAGCCUCAAGUGUUUCGCACGGGACAAGUUCGGAAACCACUGACAAGAACCCAACCAAUCUCGGACCAGUUGAGAUGGAUGCUAUCCUUCCGAUGGAGUCGCGACCUCCGACACUCUCACAUAUGUACAACAACUAUCAACCUGGCGAGCUUCUGACUGACAGAUUCGGGUUUAUUUAUGAUCAGCGCCGAAAAAAGCGGCAGCGAGAGGCUAGUCUGCUCAAGAAUAACAACAACCGGAUAAGCAUUGCGGAGACCCUGAACAGUUUUCGAAGCGAUAACUCGGAUGGCGAUAAUGAUGAUCUCCAGAAGCAGCCACAGUCCACUGCAGAGUCUACGCGCUCGCCCGUUUCUGCAUCUCCUGAGGACCCGGAGGCUGGUAGUGUUGCAAUCCGGAGGUGGCAGGACUACCUGAGAAUUGCGACGGGACCCGCCGAAUUGUUGUCUCAUACGCCUUCAGCUGGUCCUAUAGUGUCACUAACCGCAGGUGAGAGCCAGCCUCGAGGCCCUGGGGUUGCUGUCGAUAAGCGUGGCUCGCUCUCAGUCAAUGCGAAUGCUCAGCCGUCGGCAUCUACGUCUACUGUCGUUGCAGAUCGUCCAGAAUUCGCUGGCACAUCGAAUGAUGAGCCUACAGCUACGGCAGCAAACGCCACUGCGAACGAAAAUGAGCCUGUGAAGUUGCUUCUGGAACAAUUGACAGACCUCCACGACUCCCUGCAGCGCGACAGGAGCGUCAGGUGGAAUGAGUUUCUCCGUAAAGUGCGUGCAGAGCGGAGGAAGGAGGGCGAAGCCGCUGCCGCUGCCGCUGCCGCUUCAGAUCGGCCUUUGCAGUCUGUACAUAUGCCUGAGGCAUCCCUUACAGACGGCGAGGUUGUGGGAAUUGCUGGCCUGGGGAACAAGGGCAAAGUCGGCCGUGCGAAGUGGCGGGAGUUCCGAACUCUUGUUCUCGGAGGAAUUCCCGUUGCACUUCGAGCUAAGGUCUGGUCUGAAUGCAGCGGCGCGUCUUCCAUGCGUAUACCUGGUUACUAUGAUGACCUGGUAAAGGGUGUCGGUGGCAAUGACCCCGAUCAAUCUGUCGUUGCGCAAAUCGACAUGGACAUCAACCGGACUUUAACAGAUAACGUAUUCUUCCGCAAAGGCCCUGGUGUUACUAAGCUCAAGGAGGUUCUCCUCGCAUAUGCCCGUCGCAACUCGGAGGUGGGAUACUGCCAAGGCAUGAAUCUCAUUGCCGCGUCUCUACUUCUCAUAACGCCGACUGCAGAGGACGCGUUUUGGAUUCUAGCAUCCAUGAUCGAGAUCAUCCUCCCAGAACAUUACUACGACCAUGGUCUUCUGGCGUCCCGGGCUGACCAGGUCGUGCUGCGUCAGUACAUCUCCGAAGUUCUACCCAAGCUAGCCGCUCACCUUGAGGCGCUCGGCGUUGAAUUAGAGGCAUUGACAUUCCAGUGGUUCCUAUCCGUGUUCACGGAUUGUCUCUCUGCGGAAGCAUUGUAUCGCGUUUGGGACGUAGUCCUAUGUCUCAACGUCACCAGUGUCAUCAAUCCAACCCCAACUUCCGCCAAUACAUCAACGUCCAGCCCUCGAGAUCCCAAUGACUCCACCGCGUCCCCUAUCAAAGACCUCACCUCCGGCAAUGGUGGGGGCAGCACAUUCCUUUUCCAAGUUGCUCUUGCCCUUCUCAAGCUCAACGAACAGCAACUUCUCACAACCUGCUCCACUCCCGCCGAGCUAUACACGUAUAUCAAUCACCAAAUGACCAACCACGCAAUCAGCAUCGACGGCCUGAUACAGGCCAGCGAGGCCUUACGCAACGUCGUGCGUCGUGAAGAUGUCGUAGAGCGCAGGGCAGUCGCAAUGCGGGAGUUCGGCGCAUACAAUACGGACGAGAGUAAAUGAUUUUAUUCCUUUUCAUUUUAUUACUAUGUGUUCAACAAUACCCGAAAGAUACAUCCCCUGUUCAUGUUGCAGUCCCUUAUGAUACCACUUUUCUUUCCUUAUCUUCAAUAGACUGGCCUGGCUUCUCAAGAUUAUACGAUCCUUCAAGUUUAGAUACGUCCUUUAUCAUACAUCACCUAGCACUCUUUCAUUAGUUGUGAUUUGACUUCAGUUAGCAGCAAGCGGGCGUGAAGCAAAAUAAGAUACCCGGUUGGCCUUUUUGCUUGAGAGCAGAUGCAUACCCACCCAUUGUCACAUACGAAAUCAAGCAUCAAAAUAAGAAAAAUCUAUCCUUCCUAAGGCUAUCCAAGUACAAAAUCCUAUCUAAUACAAGAACA